AUGCCGGGAGCCCGCGGCCGCCUGCCAGGGUGACCGGCCCGGGAGUCCGGUGCUGCUCCGGUGCUGCUGGCAGCACGCGGCUCGGAACCUACCGCAGCUUCGCCUCGCAGCGUGGCGGGAGCCGGUGGACCGGGCGUGUUACGGGCCUGGGGCUCCUGGAGAGGGGUCCCUGUUUUUUUUCUUUUUUUUUUCUUUUGUCGCACACGCUUUCCGCGAGACGAGGAGCGUUUCGGUGCUUGGCGUUGUAGAAGGUGGUCGUUAAAGGCCCGAGGGAGGCAUCGUGGGAAGUUGUCACCGGGCAUUGUUUGGUAUUCGGGUUUGUCCGAGCCCUUGCCCUAACGUAGCGUUGUGCGGCAAGGGAGCUGUUUCUGUGUGGUUAUGAGUGUACCAAUCAAGGCCUGGAAGCAGGCUUUCCAGAGAAGGAAACAAGACGAGAGAAGUUGGGUCCCUUGUGAAGCUAUAGCCAGAAAAGGUUCAGACCUAGGCGAGGCUGACUUCCACAACUUAAUCAUCCCUCUCUACCUGCCAACAUCCCGUGUUAGAAGAGUUUGUGGCUGGAGGUGUGACCGUGGGAGAGCUGGCCGGGGAGGGACCCUGCCCAGUUGCUGCUCUGCUCCUGUCUCUUGUCCCCUCCCCUGGCCAUGACAGAGACCCGUGAGCCCACUGAGACUGGAGGCUACGCCAGCUUGGAGGAAGAUGAUGAAGACCUUUCCCCAGGCCCGGAGCAUUCUUCUGACUCUGAAUACACUCUUUCAGAGCCCGACUCUGAGGAGGAGGAAGAGGAGGAGGAGGAAGAGGAGACCACUGACGACCCCGAAUAUGACCCUGGCUAUAAGGUGAAGCAGCGCAUAGGUAGGGGCAGGGGAGGCCCGUCCCGCCGGGCGCCCCGAGCAGCCCAGCCCGCUGGUCCACCUGCGCAGCCCUGCCAGCUCUGUGGCCGGUCACCACUGGCAGAGGCCCCGCCGGGUGCCCCGCCCUGCCGACUCUGCUGCCCGACCACAGCAACCCAGGAAGCCCCAGCCCCUGAAGGCAGGGCUCCUGGUGAGGAAGAGGAAGAGCCGUCUCGUACUGGGGAGAGCCGGCCAGCAGGGCGGGAUGGAGAUGAAGACGAGGAGGAGGGGGGUACCUACCACUGUACGGAGUGUGAGGACUCCUUUGACAACCUCGGGGAGCUGCAUGGUCACUUCAUGCUGCAUGCCCGGGGUGAGGUUUAGCCAGGGCCCCCAGGGACUGGUGAGGGGGGUGGGAGCAGGGGCUGAGGAAGCUGGAGUGGGGCUGGGUUCCCACCCAUCUGUGUUGUCUUAGCAGUCAUGUGUGAAGGGCAGAAUAAAAGCCGGAUUCCGUGUGUGCCGA
Molecule: messenger RNA, 1353 nt
Organism: Peromyscus leucopus (white-footed mouse)
Lineage: Eukaryota; Metazoa; Chordata; Mammalia; Rodentia; Cricetidae
Gene: Znf428
Product: zinc finger protein 428
Exons: 4
Coding region: 642-1214 (190 amino acids)
Source: RefSeq, a predicted model, not a curated record